AUGCAUCAGGCACAAGUCCAAGUCAAUCAAAAGAACCAAGAUAUUAGAAGGUUAAAUACCGGUAUAACCCAAGCUGAAGGUGAUUAUAGAAUAUUACUUUUGGCCUAUCAUAAUGAAAAGAAUGAACGUAGGCACUGGUUCUAUUCAUAUAAAGAUAAACAUAGGCGAGUUGGUACAUUACUACGUGAGAAAUUCGCCACUCAAUUAUUAUUGCGCAAUUAUAGCCAUCGAUUACAACAAUCUCAGAAUUAUGCUAGAGCCCUGCGACAAGAGUUAGAUACAUGCCGGGAUGAUUUACUUCUUAGCGAUAUUCAGCUUGAUACUAAAUGGGGAAUGGUAGGAUACGGACCCCCAAUUUAUAGAGGUAAUCCUGGAGAAGAUCCGGAAGAUUUUCUUAGAGAUUUUCAAAGAUAUGUGGUAGCUUCUCGAAUGAAUGUGGCACCUGGUGCGGGUGGUGUGGCCGGGAGAGCAGAAGCAGAUGGCUUAUUUGAAUCAUGUCUUGAAGGUCCGGCAUUAAAUUGGUUUUUAACUAAUAUCAAAGGUAAGAAUUGGAAAUGCAAUAAUAUUUCUGAUAACUUAGGAGUAGCUACUAUAACUGAAAUUCGUACACUCGCUGCCGGAAAUGGAGGUAAUCAGAUAGGUGGUUUAAAUACUGCUGGUGAAUUUCAUAAUGAGGCAGGUGCAGAAAUUGGUCGAAUUGCAGAAGCAGAUGGCUUAUUCGAAUCAUGUCUUGAAGGUCCAGCAUUAAAUUGGUAUGAAACUAAUAUCAAAGGCAAGAAUUGGAAAUGCAAUAAUAUUUCUGAUAACUUAGGAGUAGCUACUAUAACUGCAAUUCGUACACUCGGUGCUGGAAAUGGAGGUAAUCAGAUAGGUGGUUUAAAUACUGCUGGCGAAUUUCGUAAUGAGGCGAGUGCAGAAAUUGGUCGAAUUGGUGCAGGAAUAGCAACUGGGGCUAAUCUAAUUCCAAAUGGAACAUGGAAUGAGGAUUGGUCUAUAGCAGGUGGAAUGCCAGUAAAUGAUGCACCAGUGGCACCAAAUGGUGGUGGAGGAUUUCCUAAUGUUACAAUUGCACCUGUGGAGGCGCAAAAACAAAUGGCCAUCUUUGGUCAGCUUAUGCAAGGAUCUAUGCAAGUGGAAGAAUUUAGUAAUAAAAUAAAAAAGCUUGGUAAACUUGCUGGAAUGUCUCCCCAGCAACAAAGGGAGCAAUUUAUUCGUGGGUUAUCUCCUAUGAAUCAAUAUAAUUUACGUAUGAUGGCUAAAUUUCAUGAUUCUCAGGACAACAUUACAACAGCAUUGGCAGAGGCGGAAAAAUAUACAUUAGCCCAAGAGAGCACGCCAUCUUCUUUUCCAGUAUUUCCAACACCCAAUUCUCGUGAAAAAAAUAAACACUUGAGCAAUAUGGCUAUGACUAGAAAUGAAGUCGAAAACCUGAUAAAUUCCAGGAUGACCCCCGUGAACCCUUCUAAGUCUCAGGAGGUGCAAACUAAUGAUAACUCAGUUUCGCGAGAUGAUUUCAAAAAACUUUAUGAUAUAGUGCUGGGUUUGAAGGAAACAAUGGCUGGAGCAAAGCGGACCUUAUCGAAAAAACCCGGUCCUGGGAAACAAAAAGCAGAUGAAAUUGCCAUGAAUAAAUUUUUAGAUGAAGCUAUAGAUAAUACAAGUCUACCAGGAGAAGAUUAUGACUAUGACCCUAUUGAAGAUUUGAGAUUACAAUUCGAGCAGUUGGGAAUCAAUCAGGCAAAAAUGGCUCGAAUAAUACAUGCAGUUUUAAAAUCAUCCCAAUACAAAUGUUCAAAGUGUGGUAAAGCAGGCCAUAAUUCUCGCAACUGUUCUAAAAAGAAGAGCAAGUCCAGACGUUCUAACAAAAGCAUAUCCAAGAAAAAAGUAAAGCAGAAGGGUAAAUCAUCCUCUAAGAAAAUACCUAAAUCUCGUAAGACUAAACAGAAAGGUGUUGCCACUUCUAGUAAGGCCCAAAAUAAAUCGACUACCCUUGAGGAGAAUAUUCGUCGAAUUAUGUUAGAUAUGCUUGAAAAAGUCUUACUCCCGCAUCAGUUAGAGAAACUAAAACCUGAAAACAAAAAUUUAGCUAUUCCAGAUUUUCAGAAGGGUAAAUCAUCCUCUAAGAAAAUACCUAAAUCUCGUAAGACUAAACAGAAAGGUGUUGCCACUUCUAUUAGAGAAACUAAAACCUGA
This is a messenger RNA of Entrophospora sp. SA101, 2193 nucleotides long. NCBI's taxonomy places the organism in Eukaryota, Fungi, Glomeromycota, Glomeromycetes, Entrophosporales, Entrophosporaceae. The record is from the annotation of a GenBank genome assembly.